Vollenhovia emeryi is the source of this 3679-nucleotide messenger RNA. RefSeq names its product cadherin-23 (gene Cad96Cb). Gene Ontology annotation, molecular function: calcium ion binding. The record is from RefSeq and is a predicted model, not a curated record. Gene Ontology annotation, biological process: homophilic cell-cell adhesion. The coding region runs from base 719 to 3130 and encodes 803 amino acids. The transcript is spliced from 18 exons. Lineage: Eukaryota; Metazoa; Arthropoda; Insecta; Hymenoptera; Formicidae. Gene Ontology annotation, cellular component: membrane.
AAGAGUUCUACAGCCCUACAGCGCGGUAGUCGUAGCCGAGUUUGAUCGAGGUCGAUCACGGUAGUGCACGUAGCGUAAAGAGCAACGCGCACGGUGUAUUAAAACUGAAACGAUAAAACGGCCCCAAAAUAUAGGAAGAAAUAUAAAACGUUGGAGACUGCACUGAAAUAUAAAUUCCUAAGGAAAGAGAGAGUUGGAGAUCGCCGGAAGAUAAAAAAGAUUCUGCAAAAGCAAGCGAUGUUUCGAAGAGUCACAUCGUCGUCAAAAUAUAAGAAUUAAGAAGUAUGUAAACUGUGAGCACAGAAUUUAAGUAAAACAUAAAUUGUAUUUGAAGAUAUAACAAAAUUGCCGAUUUUUCAUUAAAGAGUUAAACAAAUUGAUUGACACGUUUGUAACAUAAAAUUCGAGAACUUACUUCGUUAUGUGCGCGAAAGGAAGUGAAUUAUAAAGACUGUCUGGCCACGCCGAUCGAUAAGGACACCUUAGGGUACAAUUCGUAAGCCCUUUGUGCUUUUUGUUGUAAAGGGCGGUGGCCAAGUGCGUGGUAGAUCAACAGCAAUCUACGGAAUUUAUGUUAUUAAUAAAGAAUAAAGUGCUGCGAGUGAGAUAUCUCUUUGCAAACAAUGGAGAUAUAGAAACGCGAACCUGCGCGCUUUUUCCAAGUACAUUUUGUGAUGCAUCUGUCGACAGAAUCGGUGGACGAUGAUCUUAAAUUGCCAUGGGACGAAACGUAUUGAGGAUCUUGAGGAUCUUGCUGCUCCUCUGCUGCAUGCUGCAACCGCACGUCGGGCAACUGACUCGAGACACGCGAUGCUUUCUGGAGAAUGGAGCCACUGCGGCGCAUCUCUUUGUCAGCGAGGAUUUGCCCGUCGGCGAUACCGUGGGAAUCCUCGGGGUGCUAGGUGAUCCUAGCUCACAGGGUGACAUCGAGCUGAGCUUGCAGGAGCAUGACAGCCCCGUCGCAUUCUCGCCAUACUCGAAAAAUUUAACUCUUAUCAGGCCGCUCGAUAAGGAGGGUGUCGAGGGACCAGCCAGCGUUUAUAUCAACGUUAUUUGCGAGAGGAAACACACCUUGGACCCGGGAUUUGUCAUACCGGUGAACAUCCGGGUAACCGACGCGAAUGAUAAUUCGCCGCAGUUCGUGAAUGCGCCUUACGUGCUAAAUAUUUCUGAGGUUACCGUCGUUGGCACGAGAGUCCUGCAAGGAGUCCGGGCCGUCGACGCUGACCAACCAGGACCGUAUUCCACUGUGCAAUACACAGUUCUACCGGGAGCUCACUCGGAUUACUUUGUUUUCGUGAAUGCUUUGGAAGGCACUCUUGUACUAAGGAAAUCGCUGGAUUACGAAGUCCUCACCAACUUCUCCGUUGACAUCCGUGCUCAAGAUCAAGGUAAUCCACCACGUUCAUCAACGACAACGUUGUACGUUAACGUUAUCGAUGCCGACGAUCAGAAUCCAGCUUUUUUGGACAAUCAAUACAAAGUCACCGUACCUCGCCACAUAAAAGGGAGGAAAUUGUUAAGGGUGGUGCCUGACUGGAUUAAAGCCGAAGAUAAAGAUGUCGGCAUAAAUGCGUCAGUCCGAUAUACGAUACAAGGCGGGAUCUUACCCUUUCUUGAUUUGAAUCCCGAAACUGCCGAAAUCGUCAUGAUACGACCGUUACAAGACCACGAGCUAAUGGCGCCAGCAACUAUCGUUAUUAAGGCUACUCAAGAGAAUAACGCCGAUAGGUACGCUCUUGCCACGGUUAUUGUAUCACGAGAAGAUAUGGUUGGUCCAACAGCAGGCGGCCGAUUACCCGUGAAAUUCGUGCAAAAGAAUCAUCAAACGAGCGUGCCGGAGAACACGCCGUCUGGGAGCGUUCUUCUAACAACGGGCGUCAACAAAGCCGAUCCUGAAUUAAAAUUCUGGCUGGAGGGCCCGGUGGAAGAUUUGGAGAGAUUCUCGAUCACUAAUUCUGGCGAGUUGAUUCUCAAAGGGAAUCUGGAUUACGAACAACGAAUCCAGCACAGCUUUCGGGUUCACGUCACAGACGGAUAUCAUAACGAUACCUCACGUGUAAACGUUUCGGUCGAGGACGUGAACGAAUGGGAGCCUCGAUUCCAAUAUUCCCGGUAUGAAUUUCAUGCUCAUUCCGCGAGAGAAGGCUCCGUCAUAGGCAAAUUAGAAGCAGCUGACGGCGAUAGGGGAGACAAAAUCAGUUUAUCCCUUAGAGGACAAGAUGCAAGGUCCUUUGAGAUUAGAGAUACUGGAGAAUUAGUGUUGAGAUCGCAAAGUUCGUUUAAUGGAUCUUUGGCCCGAUUUAUAGCGGUGGCUACCGAUACCGGAAAACCGCCCAGAUCCAGCAUGAUCCCAGUAAUCGUUCACAUACCGAACGGCGGCUCUUUGCCGAUCGCUGCGAGAGCUGCACCUGCUUGGCUCGGUAGCAGCGUGCUGUUAGUUGCAAUCUUCGGCGCAGUUUUAGGUCUUCUUGGUGUUGUCAUACUCAUUCUCAUUCUUUACAUUUAUAAGCAUAAAAGGCCAAAAAGCGGCGGUUCCGUCAGCUCUGUGGGUACAGGAUAUCGCGAGAAAUCACCAGUUCCCUCUGCUCUAAGUCCAACUCCCCAAGUGCUAGGUGCCAACGUUCUUCAGGACGCCUUGGAAGGCCCGCGGAAUCGGCGUCACGAUAUCGACGACAACGAAAACGAUAACGUCGACAGCUGUAACGAAAUCGAUAAUCCCGUCUUCGGGGAAGCCAAUGAAAGCUCGUACAGCGCUACAAUCAAAAGUAUAGCGUCGGCGAGACAAUUACCAUUGUACGCCCGGCAUAAAGUGGCGCCCGCCCCGAAUCCACCAGCCCUAUCAGCCACUUCGAACAUUCCCAAUAUCGGCGGACUGGUGCAGAAUAUGAACGACUUGAGUGCUAGAACCAAUUUGGAUGCUGGAUCCCAUGACUCUUCCAAUUAUUCCGGAGAUCCUCCAGACUCUCUGGUGCCAGCGUGGCCCGCCAGCUCGGCCUUACCGAGGAUCAAAAAGUUGUCCUGGGACGACGAUGAUAGGACCGUGGAUAGCGUCGAGGUCGCGGCGGAAACGCGAACCGGAGACAAUCAAGCUGGCAACGAGAGGCUCAAUCUCACCGUAUACUUCUAACGAUUCAUUAUUUUGUAAAUGGGACGAACGUCCAAUAACGAUGGCGGAAGACUGUUGUAAGCGCUGUUUGGCCAGUUCAGUUAAAUAAAGUCUCGUUGAUGUCGAAAUUCUAUGAAUGAGCUUCGAAGCAUCGCAACGCGAUGCGACCUCACCCGCAUAUUCGGUCCACGGAGUAUCUGUGUUAUCUGCGCAGCAUAGCGUUAAUUCGCAUCAUCCUGAAUGGAUUGCAUCCAUUAUCUGCACGAUGCGACAUCGAUCUCCGAUAUUACGGUGUUAAGGAGCAAUCAUUAGAAAUUGCUAGAAAUUCAACAAUGGAGACACAAAAAUGGAAAACUCUUAUGUUAAAAUUUACGUAGAGAGAAGAAAAGUACUGGCGAAUUGGAACACGACGAUAGUCUAACAUAUAAAUAUAUUAUCAAUAGAUACUAAUUAAUUAAGAAAAGAGCAUCAUUUUUUAUAAGUAUAUUAUUAAUGUACAUACGCAAGAAAUGUUAUACGAUUGUAUAGUUACUGCUUAUUUUUAAUCGCCUUGUUAAUAAAGUCGAUAAA